Molecule: messenger RNA, 10024 nt
Organism: Doryrhamphus excisus (bluestripe pipefish)
Lineage: Eukaryota; Metazoa; Chordata; Actinopteri; Syngnathiformes; Syngnathidae
Gene: usp9
Product: ubiquitin specific peptidase 9
Biological process (GO): cell migration; protein deubiquitination
Cellular component (GO): cytosol; nucleus
Molecular function (GO): cysteine-type deubiquitinase activity
Source: RefSeq, a predicted model, not a curated record
CCAGAAUCGGGAGCAGUUAAAUGCACUUUCCGUUCAGCUGAUAGUGUUUGACUUGAAGGGGGGCAGCUCCUCCGCAAUAUCUCCACUACGGACGAGGCCGACGCUUUUGGACUUGCUCGCUCGUCUUUUGGCCUAUUUUAAAACGGAGCGGCUGGCGCUUCCGCCAUGUUGAUUCAAGUUGUAUUUGUGCGGAGUGUGACUGUCUUGGGAGCCAAGUGACAAGCCCCACACAUUUUGUCGAGAGUCAGUCAGUCAGGGGGCUGAUACUGCGCCGGUGACGCAGGAAAAACACCCAGAAGCGAACAGUCGGGGAGAAACGUCGGAAUUAAAGAGAGCUCUUUCGGUGUCCCCCAUCUGCGAGAAGCCGUCACUUACCCAGGCCCACGUUUUUAUAAUAUAUCACCACGACACAGCCGCUUAAGGCUUGGACGUAACCUGGCAAUAGAGGAGGGGAAGUCCUAUCAAAUUCCUGGUUAUGCAAUGGUCUCAGCGGUCCAUCCAGAUCUCCAGGUGCUCGUGUCUCCCUCUCGCGUGUUUGGCCUCUCUUCCCUCCGCUCUACGGCUGAGGUGGCUUUGAUUUCCCUCCUGGUCAGCGCUGCGUAAAAGAGGCCAAGAUUGCCAAGAUCUGUCCUGUGGCGAGCAUGACGGCCACCACGCGUGGCUCUCCGGUGGGGGGCAACGACAGCCAGGGCCAGGCGCCUGAUACUCAGAGCCAACCCCCGUUGCCACAGAACCAGACAUCAUCUCCUAACUCAUCUAAUGAGAACUCUCCAGUGAGCCCCCCAGGUGAGCAUGGACAAGGGGAUGGGCCACCCCAGCUAGAAGAGGAGGAGCCCGCCUUCCCCCACACUGACCUAGCCAAGCUAGAUGACAUGAUCAACAGGCCUCGUUGGGUCGUUCCAGUGUUGCCAAAAGGAGAGUUAGAAGUCCUCUUGGAGGCUGCUAUAGACCUCAGUAAAAAAGGUCUAGAUGUGAAGUGUGAAGCCUGUCAGAGGUUUUUCCGAGAUGGUUUGACUAUCUCAUUCACAAAGAUCCUGACAGAUGAGGCAGUUAGCGGCUGGAAGUUUGAGAUUCAUAGGUGUAUCAUCAAUAACACACAUCGCCUGGUGGAACUGUGUGUGGCCAAGCUCUCUCAGGACUGGUUCCCCCUACUGGAGCUUCUGGCCAUGGCCACCAACCCCCACUGCAAGUUCCACAUCUACAAUGGCACGCGGCCCUCUGAGAGUGUCCCUGCUGGAGCACAGUUGGCCGACGACGACCUCUAUGCCCGACCACCGGACCCACGCUCGCCGAAGGGCUGGUUGGUGGACUUAAUAAAUAAAUUUGGCACGUUAAACGGGUUUCAAAUGUUGCACGAUCGCUUCAUGAGUGGCCAAGCACUGAACGUCCAGAUCAUCGCUGCACUUAUCAAGCCUUUUGGCCAGUGUUAUGAGUUCCUCACAUUGCACACAGUGAAGAAGUACUUCCUCCCUGUCAUCGAAAUGGUACCCCAGUUCUUGGAGAACCUCACCGAUGAGGAGCUGAAGAAAGAGGCCAAGAAUGAAGCCAAAAACGACGCACUGUCCAUGAUAAUCAAGUCUCUGAAGAACCUUGCAUCUCGCGUACCGGGGCAGGAGGAGACUGUGAAGAAUUUAGAGAUUUUUAGGUUAAAAAUGAUUCUUAGGUUAUUGCAAAUUUCUUCUUUUAACGGCAAAAUGAAUGCACUAAAUGAAGUUAACAAGGUGAUAUCCAGCGUGUCCUACUACACUCAUCGGCAUAACCCAGAGGAGGAUGAAUGGCUGACAGCAGAGCGGAUGGCGGAGUGGAUCCAGCAGAACCACAUCCUGUCCAUCGUCUUGCGGGACAGUUUACAUCAGCCUCAGUAUGUCGAGAAACUGGAGAAGAUCCUUCGCUUCGUUAUCAAAGAGAAAGCGCUGACAAUGCAGGAUCUCGACAACAUUUGGGCAGCACAGGCUGGCAAACACGAAGCAAUUGUAAAAAAUGUCCACGAUCUUCUGGCCAAGCUAGCGUGGGAUUUUUCUCCUGAGCAGCUUGAUCAUCUCUUCGACUGUUUUAAGGCAAGCUGGACGAAUGCCAGCAAGAAGCAGCGUGAAAAACUGCUGGAACUCAUCCGCCGCCUGGCCGAGGACGACAAGGACGGCGUGAUGGCCCACAAGGUCCUCAAUCUGCUGUGGAACCUAGCCCACAGCGACGACGUGCCUGUAGACAUAAUGGACCAAGCUCUUAGUGCUCACAUCAAAAUACUGGAUUACAGUUGUUCACAGGACAGAGACACUCAGAAGAUCCAGUGGAUUGAUCGGUUCAUAGAGGAACUACGAACCAAUGACAAAUGGGUGAUUCCUGCCCUCAAGCAAAUCCGAGAAAUCUGUAGCCUUUUUGGAGAAGCUCCUCAGAACUUAAGUCAAACCCAGAGAAAUCCCCAUGUGUUUUAUCGCCAUGACCUUAUCAACCAGCUGCAAAAUAACCACGCUCUGGUCACAUUGGUAGCAGAGAACCUGUCCGCCUACAUGGAGACAAUGAGGCAGUUCUCAAAAGAAGAACAGGCAGAGUUUGAUCCUCAGACAGUACGGCCAGGAAGCCGCUACAGCCAUGUACAGGAAGUACAGGAAAGACUGAACUUCUUGAGGUUUCUUUUAAAGGAUGGUCAGCUGUGGCUGUGCGCCCCUCAGGCAAAGCAGAUCUGGAAGUGCCUGGCUGAGACUGCCGUCUUCCUCUGUGACCGCGAAGCCUGCUUUAAAUGGUACUCCAAACUGAUGGGUGACGAACCUGACCUUGACCCGGAUAUCAACAAGGACUUCUUUGAGAACAAUGUUCUGCAGUUGGACCCUUCGCUGUUGACUGAGAAUGGCAUGAAGUGCUUUGAGAGGUUCUUCAAAGCUGUUAACUGCAGGGAGGGCAAACUAGUAGCCAAACGCAGGGCCUACAUGAUGGAUGACCUGGAAUUGAUUGGCUUGGACUACCUCUGGAGGGUGGUAAUCCAAGGAAGUGACGACAUUGCCAACAGAGCUAUUGACCUGCUGAAAGAAAUCUACACCAAUCUUGGCCCAAAAUUACAAGUCAACCAGGUGGAAAUCCAUGAAGACUUUAUCCAGUCAUGUUUUGACCGUCUGAAGGCCUCUUACGAUACCCUGUGUGUGUUGGAUGGAGACAAAGACAGCAUCAACUGUGCCCGCCAGGAGGCCAUCCGCAUGGUGCGAGUUCUCACUGUGCUCAAGGAGUACAUCAAUGAGUGUGACAGCGACUACCAUGAGGAGAGAACUAUCCUCCCCAUGUCCAGGGCGUUCCGGGGAAAGCAUAUCACAUUGAUCGUGCGCUUCCCCAACCAGGGGCGCCAAGUGGACGACCUGGAUAUUUGGUCGCACACCAACGACACAAUCGGCUCGGUGCGGCGUGGCAUCCUGAACAGGAUCAAAGCCAACGCCGCACACACCAAGAUAGAGCUCUUUAUCAGCGGGGAGGUUGUUGAUCCAGCUGACGACAGGAAGCUGAUUGGACAGCUCAAUUUGAAGGAUAAAACUCUGAUUACUGCCAAGCUAACUCAGGUGAGUGCCAACAUGCCCUCCAGCCCAGACAGCUCGUCUGAUUCCUCCGCUGGCUCUCCUGGUAACCACGGCAACCACUACAGCGAUGGCCCCAACCCCGAAGUAGAGAGCUGUCUUCCUGGAGUGAUCAUGUCACUGCACCUCCGCUACAUCUCCUUCCUGUGGCAGGUGGCUGACCUGGGCUGCCAGCUCAACAUGCCCCUGCUUCGAGACGGAGCCAGAGUUCUUAUGAAACUCAUGCCUCCAGAUAACACGACUGUAGAAAACCUACGAGUUGUGUGUUUGGACCAUGCCAAGCUUGGGGAGAACAGCCUUAGCCCUUCACUGGACUCACGCUUCUUUGGCCCCUCGCCCUCACAAGUGCUCUAUCUCAUUGAGGUUGUGUAUGCUUUGCUGAUGCCUGCCAGUGCCACUCUUGGCGAGGAUGCCAGUGACUUCCAGUACAACUUUCUGAAGAGCGGCGGCUUGCCAUUGGUGUUGAGCAUGCUCACCCGGAACAACUUCUUGCUGUCAGCCGACAUGGAAACACGGCGCGGGGCUUAUCUCAACGCACUAAAAAUCGCCAAACUACUGCUCACCGCUGUAGGCUUUGGACAUGUGAAGGCUGUGGCGGAGGCCUGCCAGCCUAAUGCAGAGGGAAACAUCCCAGUGUCCCCGAUUAAUCAGGCCACUCACGAUCAGGCUCUGGUUCUGCAGAGCGCCCUGCAAAACAUCCCAAACCCUGCAUCAGAAUGUAUGCUGCGCAAUGUAGCCAUCCGCCUGGCACAGCAGAUUUCUGAUGAGAAUUUUUUCCAGGCAUCAAAGUCUAUCCCAGACAUCUGCGUGAUUAGAGCGGUACAGAAAAUCGUUUGGGCAUCAGGCUGCGGUACAGUGCAGCUUGUCUUCAGUUCUAAUGAAGAAAUCAGCAAGAUUUAUGAGAAGACAAAUGCAGCCAAGGAACCGGAUGGCGAGGACGAGCAAGUGUGUUGUGAGGCACUGGAAGUGAUGACGUUGUGUUUUGCCUUGAUGCCCACGGCCCUGGACACCCUCAGUAAGGAGCGAGCUUGGCAGACUUUCAUCAUAGACUUGCUGCUGCACUGCCACAGCAAAUCCGUACGGCAAAUGGCUCAGGAGCAGUUUUUCCUGAUGGCAACCAGGUGCUGCAUGGGGCAAAGACCCCUCCUUUUCUUCAUCACCCUUCUCUUCACUGUGCUGGGAACCACAGCUAAGGAGCGAGCUAAACAUGCCGGGGACUACUUCACUUUGCUCCGGCACCUUCUGAACUAUGCCUAUAAUAGCAACAUCAACCUGCCAAAUGCGGAGGUGCUGCUCAACAAUGAGAUUGACUGGUUGAAAAGGAUACGGGAUGAAGUCAAGAGGACAGGGGAGACCGGUGUGGAGGAGACCAUCUUGGAAGGCCACCUUGGGGUCACCAAAGAGCUUCUCGCCUUCCAGACUCCUGAGAAGAAAUACUAUAUCGGGUGUGAGAAAGGCGGUGCUAACCUCAUAAAGGAGCUCAUUGAUGACUUUAUCUUCCCAGCGUCAAAUGUUUACCUGCAGUACAUGAAGAGCGGUGAUUUCCCCACAGAGCAGGCCAUCCCUGUGUGUAGUUCUUCUGCUUCCAUCAAUGCUGGCUUUGAACUCCUGGUGGCCUUGGCUGUUGGCUGUUUCCGCAACCUCAAGCAGAUUGUCGACACGCUCACAGACAUGUACUAUAUAGGCUGUGAAACGUUGACGGAGUGGGAGUACCUGCCUCCUGUGGGCCCACGGCCAAAUAAAGGCUUUGUGGGUCUGAAGAACGCAGGGGCCACAUGUUAUAUGAACUCUGUCAUUCAGCAGUUGUACAUGAUCCCUCCCAUUCGCAAUGGCAUUCUGGCCAUCGAAGGCACGGGCACCGACGUGGAUGAUGACAUGUCAGGGGAUGAGAAGCAAGAGAAUGAGACUAAUGUUGAUCCCCGUGACGAAGUGUUCAGCUAUCAUCAUCAGUUUGACGAUAAGCCCUCGAGUAAAGCAGAAGACAGGAAAGAGUACAACAUCGGGGUAUUGCGUCACCUGCAAGUCAUAUUUGGCCAUUUGGCUGCAUCCAGACUCCAGUACUACGUUCCGAGGGGAUUCUGGAAACAGUUCAGAUUAUGGGGAGAACCAGUGAAUCUCAGGGAGCAGCAUGACGCUCUAGAGUUUUUCAAUUCUUUGGUGGACAGUCUGGAUGAGGCGCUGAAAGCGUUGGGUCACCCUGCAAUGCUCAGUAAGGUCCUGGGAGGCUCCUUUGCUGACCAAAAAAUCUGUCAGGGAUGCCCUCACAGAUACGAGUGUGAAGAGUCAUUCACAACACUUAAUGUAGAUAUCAGAAACCACCAGAAUCUUCUGGACUCCAUGGAGCAAUACGUCAAAGGCGAUCUGCUGGAGGGAGCCAAUGCUUAUCACUGUGAGAAAUGUAAUAAGAAGGUGGACACAGUCAAGCGUCUGCUGAUAAAGAAGUUACCCCCUGUCCUGGCCAUCCAGUUGAAGCGCUUCGACUAUGACUGGGAACGGGAGUGCGCCAUUAAGUUCAACGACUACUUCGAAUUCCCCAGGGAGUUGGACAUGGAGCCGUACACAGUUGCCGGCGUGGCCAAGAUCGAGGGUGACGACGUUAACCCAGAGAACCAGGUGAUCCAGCAGAACGAGCCCUCAGAACCCACACCUUCAGGCAGCUCCAAGUACCGCCUGGUAGGGGUUCUGGUCCACUCGGGCCAGGCCAGCGGCGGGCAUUACUACUCGUACAUCAUCCAAAGGAAUGGUGGUGAUGGUGAGAAGAACCGCUGGUACAAGUUUGAUGAUGGUGACGUGACUGAGUGCAAGAUGGACGAUGAGGAGGAGAUGAAGAACCAGUGCUUUGGCGGCGAGUACAUGGGCGAGGUGUUUGAUCACAUGAUGAAAAGGAUGUCGUACCGCCGGCAGAAGCGCUGGUGGAAUGCCUACAUUCUUUUCUACGAGCGCAUGGACUCCUUGGAUAAGGACAGCGAGCUUGUCAAGUACAUCUCAGAGCUGACCAUCUCCGCCACCAAGCCACAUCAGGUCAAGAUGCCUGGUGUUAUCGAGUGCAGCGUCCGCAAGCAGAACGUCCAAUUUAUGCACAACCGAAUGCAAUACAGCCUGGAAUACUUCCAGUUCAUUAAGAAACUUCUGACCUGUAACAGUGUCUAUUUAAACCCCCCUCCAGGACAAGACCACCUUCUGCCAGAGGCAGAGGAGAUUGCUAUGAUAAGUGCUCAGCUGGCUGCUCGCUUCCUUUUUAGCACAGGCUUCCACACCAAGAAAGUAGUUAGGGGUCCUGCCAGUGACUGGUAUGAUGCUCUAUGCAUCCUGCUGAGACACAGUAAGAAUGUACGCUACUGGUUUGCACACAACGUCUUGUUUGCUUACCCAAACCGGUUCUCCGAGUACCUGCUUGAGUGCCCAAGCGCUGAGGUCCGCGGCGCCUUUGCCAAGCUCAUUGUCUUCAUCGCUCACUUCUCGCUGCAAGACGGCCCUUGCCCGUCCCCUACUGCAUCCCCAGGAACCUCCGCUCAGGGUUGUGAUAACCUCAGUCUAAGUGACCACCUUUUAAGAGCGGUACUCAACCUGCUCAGACGAGAGGUUUCUGAACAUGGCCGUCACCUGCAGCAGUACUUCAACCUCUUCGUCAUGUACGCCAAUCUGGGCCUGGCAGAGAAAACACAGCUGCUAAAGCUGAAUGUGCCCGCCACAUUCAUGUUGGUCGCUUUGGACGAGGGUCCUGGCCCCCCCAUCAAGUACCAGUACGCUGAACUGGGCAAGCUCUACACGGUCGUCUCUCAGCUGGUCCGCUGCUGUGACGUGUCCUCACGUAUGCAGUCCUCUAUCAAUGGUAACCCUCCUCUGACUAACCCCUAUGGGGACACCAACCUGACGGCCCCGGUAAUGCUAGUGCAGCAGUUGGUGGCAGAGAUCCUCUUUGUGAGGACCAGCUACGUGAAGAAAAUCAUUGAGGACUGCAGCAACUCUGAAGAGACCGUGAAACUGCUCCGCUUUAGCUGUUGGGAAAACCCACAGUUCUCUUCCACUGUGCUCAGUGAGCUACUCUGGCAGGUGGCGUACUCAUACAAUUAUGAGCUGAGGCCUCAUUUGGACUUGCUGCUUCAGAUCCUUCUCAUUGAGGACUCCUGGCAGACACACAGGAUCCAUAAUGUGUUGAAAGGGAUUCCUGAUGACAGAGACGGCCUUUUUGAUACCAUUCAGCGGUCCAAGAGUCACUACCAGAAAAGAGCCUACCAGUGCAUUAAGUGCAUGGUGGCCCUUUUCAGCAACUGCUCAGUGGCUUACCAGAUCCUGCAGAGUAACGGCGACCUGAAGCGAAAGUGGACGUGGGCAGUGGAGUGGCUAGGUGACGAGCUGGAGAGGAGGCCAUAUUCUGGGAACCCACAGUACACAUACAACAACUGGUCGCCUCCAGUGCAGAGCAAUGAGACGUCCAAUGGCUACUUCCUGGAGCGCUCGCACAGCGCACGUAUGACCCUUGCCAAGGCCUGCGAGCUUUGUCCUGAGGAGCUCAAGUGUACUGAGGGAAGCCCAGGGAAGGAGCCUGAUGAACAGGAAGCCCCUGAUGAUCAAGACUCUUCACCGCCUGAGGACACGUCCCUCUACCCGCAUUCUCCUGGAACCACACAGUUUCAGCAGAACAACCACCCACAUGGGCAGCCAUACACCGGCCCUGCUGCGCAGCACAUGAACAACCCCCAGCGCCCUGGCCCCGCCUCCGCGCCCAGCCCCGCCGCACAGACCCCGACUCCAGGCCCCGCUCCCACCUCAGGCCCCGCCCCCGGCUCGGGCCUGAGAGCACAAGAGAACAGGGACAGCACAGAGGAGGUCGCCCCCGCCCCCGCCCCAACCCCGGCUCCUGCCCCGCCUAAGGAGUAACAUGGCCUGCCCACCAUGCCAGGCCCGUACCACCACCACCUCCUCUGCUGUGCCUCUUUUCUCUCAUGUUCUCUUCUCGUUCUUUGGUUCUCUCUCCUCUCUCCAGAGCCUGGCCAGCAAGAGUGGGGCGCUCUUUCCCCCUUUUACGCUAGCUACAUGGGAGUGGGGCCUGGGGAGGGAGUAGAUUUAAGAGUUCUAAAUAAAGAAAAUUAACCCAGAGCUGGCGAUGAUGAUGAUAAAAAAAGGUGUACAUAAUAUGUUAAUGUUUCUGACUGUUGGGAUCGCCCAGUAGCAUAACUCUGUGUGGUUUGCUGUUGGGAGAGGUUGCAGAUUUAAUAAUGAACUACACAAAAAAAUGGAAACUAUACUAAGACCCCCCCCCCCCCCCCCCCCCCCAGAAGACAUCAGAUCCUCUUUGUGUCCUCACCCACAGUUCACAUUUGUUCCGCCAUGUGAUCCUAUAACGGUCAUUCAACUGGAUGAAGAUGACGAAGGAUGCAUCAUUAUUCAUUAAGCUCCUCAACGACUCACCAGCUGCGUGGUUGCUUUUAGCGUGACAUGCAGAAACGGGUCAGGUUUUACGGUGUUUGACGUGAAAACAUUCUGAGAAUCAUUGCCUUUUUUUUGGUUUUCUUUUUUUUUUUUUUCCUCUGGAGCUCCAGUCAAUAUGCUGUAACAUUUUAGCAUGGCUUUCUCACCACAAAUAGUGUGUAGCCCCGAGGGAAAAGUGAUCCUAAACAACCUGAAGCUCCCUUUGGCUUUCUUUUCUACUCUCCAAUGAUGGCAAUUUUGUUUGUUUUUUUUCAACCAAUGUAUGACUUAAGUACCUUUUUUCCAGUUGCACAUUAUGAUAUCCUCCAAACUUAACAUUUUGCAGUCCGGUAUUCCAGUGGGAUUAGACAGUUUAUAGCUAUAUAGGUGAAAAUGAAAUCAAACUUGCAACAACUUUUUUUGCGCUUCUGUCCAACCUCCCCCCCGCCCCCUUUUAUUUUAUUUUAUUUUUACCACCCAGUCUGCUUCCUCUGUUACCCUGCGGCCCCCAACCAUGUUGGUGUUCCAGCUAGGAGCAGGGAUGGCGGACAGGCACGCAUCGGGGAGAAAAAAAAAACGGAUAAAGAAGUCAAAAGUUGCAACAUGAACCAACUUGUAAUUCUGUCUGACUAAAAGGUAACACCCAUCAGUAAAUACUGUAUUUAAUUGGUAACUUGAAUGUGUGUUUUCCUUCAUUUUGUCUAAAACAUACCAAAUACUCCUGCAAAUGAAAAUAUUCUGCCCACCGUAUUUAAAUAUUUUUGCUCUUAUUUUAUAGAAUUUAUUUUUGUUGUAUUCUCAAAAAAAAUAGAAUUUGUUUUAAUAAAGGAACAUUUUUGUCCUUGUUAUUUUUAAAGAAGCUAUUGACUGUACAGAGUUCUAAUCUGCGCCCCGUUUUUUUGCCGACUUUUGUUUUGGCCAUGGUGUGUGACGUUGAAUUCUGGAGCUACAGUCGCGAUGUGGACUUUCACUUUGUGAGAUUUUUUUUUUUGUGCACAGAAAUAUAACAGGCAAAAAGCAUUGCGCCCUUAGCAAAUAAAGAACAUGGAAUAUUG